Mytilus trossulus (common blue mussel) is the source of this 3726-nucleotide messenger RNA. RefSeq names its product TBC1 domain family member 31-like. Gene Ontology annotation, molecular function: protein binding. Lineage: Eukaryota; Metazoa; Mollusca; Bivalvia; Mytilida; Mytilidae. The record is from RefSeq and is a predicted model, not a curated record. The transcript has 24 exons. The coding region runs from base 150 to 3341 and encodes 1063 amino acids. Gene Ontology annotation, cellular component: centrosome.
CGCUACAAAUCAAAACAUGUUUGGUCCCGAAAAAUUGUAAACAUCACUGAUUUUUAGAAGAGCAAUACUAUCCACACUUUGUGAAGUUGAAAUGCAAAUAAGUUAGUGAGGCAAAUUCAAAAUUUACAGGGUACAAGGUUCCAUCUAAGAUGCAGUCCCUUGAUGUUUGUAAAAAGACAUCUGGUAAAGUUUGGCACAGAAAACCUACACCAUCAUCUGAUAAUGGCUUAAUGAUACAGAUUACUAACAGUCAGCCAAGUACAUUAUCACAUGCUGGUAAAAAUGUACGAUUUCUUCACACUGCAUUUGACAGUAAUGGUGACAGUUUUGUUGCAGGGGACCACCAGGGACAUAUAUUCAUGUUCGAUAUUACUAAAAACAGGUUUUCCCUGGUUCAAAAGCUAGGACAUCCAUGUACAGCAAUGGCAUUUGACCUGAGAAGGAAAUCUGAGUUUUUGGUUGGACUAUCAGAUUAUUCAUUGAAAUGUUAUGAUGUUGAUACAAAAGAGAUGGUGGCUUGGAUGAAAGGACAUGAAUCUGUGAUAGGGAAUAUAUCAGUACAUGCCUCAGGAAGAUAUGCAUUGACAACAUCUACUGAUGCUGCUCAGCUGUGGGACCUAGAUACUUUCCAGAGGAAAAGGAAACUUAAUAUCAAAGAAGAUGUUGGCAUUGUUCAGGUCUCUUUCUUGCCACUGAGUAACACUAUCAUCACUGCAUUUAAAGAUGACACAAUAUUUGCAUGGGAAUCAGAUACAUUAAAUUGUAAAUACCAGUUACCCAUACCUCCAGGGAAGAAACCUAGCUACAGAAGUUUUGCUGCUACAAAAGAUGGCCGUGUUUUAGCAGCAGGAGGUAGAUCUAGAUUCAUUCACCUGUGGGAUCUUGAUACACACAGAUUGCUACGUAUUGUUGAACUGCCAACUAAAGUCACAUCAGUUAAACAACUGAACUUUCUUCCUGACAAGUUUGAUGCAGGACAAAAUCAGACACUUGGUGUUUUAAGUCAGGAUGGAAUAGUGAGAUAUAUAAAUAUUAAUUCAUGUAAACUAUUAUUUGAUGUUGGCACCAUUGAUAACAAGGUCAACAACUUCUCUAUCAGCCCGUCAGGACGUCACAUGGUAUCUACAAUGGAAGAUGGUAGUCUACAUGUCUAUGAUCUACAUGUAGUCUCAGAUGAAAUAGGAAAGCCACCUGCACCUUUGGUCAAGGUUGUUAAAGACAACAAAAUGUCAGAUACAGUGGCAUCAGAUCAGUCUUUGAAAUCACAGAAACAAAAAGGAGCCAGGGCAAAAGGCAAAGAAAACAGGAGAAAUCAACCAGAUUUUCAAAUAGAAAAAGAACUUCCUGAACAACUAAAUAUGGAAAAAUUAAGAGCCAUUUUAAAAGGGUAUGGGGAAUACCCUACUAAAUAUAGAAUGUUUAUAUGGAGAUCUAUUUUAAGAUUACCAGAAAAUCACACAGCGUAUGCAGCAUUAGUUGACAAGGGAACACAUCCUGCAUAUGCUAAAAUACAUGAAGAAUAUCCAAUUAAAAGUCGAAGACUUCUACGCAUUUUACAAAGAAUCCUAUCAGCCAUGGCACAUUGGUCACCUAUAUUUGGAGAGACACAAUAUCUUCCAUGUUUAGCUUUUCCGUUCGUGAAGUUAUUCCAGAACAAUCAUUUAGUGUGUUUUGAAAUCUUGUCAUCCAUCAUGAUGAACUGGGCAGAUCAUUGGUUUGAAUAUUUCCCUAAUCCACCAAUCAAUAUCCUGGGAAUGAUAGAGAAUGUUUUAGCUUACCAUGAUAAAUAUUUACUGCAACAUUUUGUUAAAUACUCAGUCACAUCUCAGGUUUAUGCUUGGCCCUUACUGGAGACGUUAUUCUCAGAAGUUCUAACAAGAGAUGAAUGGUUGAUGUUAUUUGACAAUGUGUUCUCUAACCAUCCCUCCUUCCUUCUGAUGGUUGUUGUAGCCUAUGCCAUGUCAGCUAGGGGUCCUCUCAUGCAGUGUAUAGAAUUAGAUGAUUUUAAAUUUUUUUACCACCAUAGAAAUGCCGUAGAUAUAAAACAUGUGGUAAAGGAAGCCUAUAGAUUGAUGGAGUCUACACCUAAAGACAUUCAUCCAGAGAAAACAUUGGAAGAUUUCAAACCUCUUACUGUAGGACAAUAUCCUGUCUUCAAUAAAUACCCAAAAUUUAUUGUGGAUUAUCAGGUUCAAGAAAGAGAAAGAAUAAGACAUGAAGAAAUGGAAUACAUGAGACAAAAACAUUUAUCUUUGGAAAUGCAGAAAGAAACCCAGAAACGACAACAAGAAGAAGAAGCAUGGUAUAGACAACAACAGCUCCUCCUGGAGGCAGAGGAUAAAAGACGUAAACUUAUCCAAGACGAGGAAGUGAAACUUGUUGAUCAAAGAAAAAGAUUGUAUGCCAUGAACAGGGAAGUAAAAUUAAAAGAGCUACAAUUAUUAGAUGCAGCAAGAAGAAAGUUUUUACAUUUCCAGAAACAACAAAGAGAAUCUGAACUGAAGAGACUCGAUGAUGAAGUUCAAAGAAAGGCCUUACAAAGAGACCAAGAAACAGAAACAGCUAUGGAAGAGGCAGAAAUAAGAAACUUAGAAUUACAGUUACAAAAGAAAAUGUUUGAACAGGAUUUAUUUAGAGAAUUUGCUACAUCAUCACACCACCUCAGAACUGAACAAGACAUGCAUCGUAAACAGUCAGAGUUAGAGGAGAGGAUACAGGAAAAACUGAGGGAUGCUGAGAGAGAAAGACAAAUGGAAAUAAGAAAGUCCUUACAAGAUGGGUUAGCCAAAUCAUCACAACAGAAUAUUGAAGCUUGGGCUUCAAAUGAGUAUGAAUCUAGACGUAGGCUGCAAGAUCUAGAAAGAGAGACGAUGUCAUUACAACUUGCCAAGAGGAAUGCAGAAAAUAGGUCAUUAGAAAAAGAAGUGCAGGAUUUAAUGACAAAGGUUCAAGAUAGAAAGGAUACAGAGACAGAAGUUGCUCACAUGGAAUUGUAUGAACAGAAACAGGAUGCUGCUGAGAGUGGCCAGAGACGGUUAAGGUUAUUGGAAGAAGAAGGAUAUGUUGCUCAUGAGCAUGGGAAAUCUCUCACACAAGAUGCCUUAUAUAAUUUAAAUAACAAUAGUACUAGACUAGGAAAUACCACAUUAAACAGCACGAGACAGUCGGAUAUGUAUCAGACUUUACAGACUACAACUAAUUCUUCUGGAGUUUCUUUAGAAAGAAGUGGUCGUGCUUUUGAUGAGAAGGAAAUAGCUCUGUUAAAUGAAGUCAGGAAUUUAAGACAAAGACUUGCUUUAGAGAAUAGAUCAAAGAGGCCACCAGCUGUACCUUGUGAAUAACCAAAAACAUUUUGGUUAUGAAUUUAGUAUCCGUCCAAUGAACCAAUCUUUGUACAGCUAGAUUAUAUUCUUGCAUUUAUGAACAUUACUGCCAUGAUAUUUUAUAAUCAAUUGAUGCCAAAUUAGGGUUUGGAACAAAAUUUGACUAUUUACUUAACAGUAAAAUGACACAUAUUCUUGUUUGGUCUUUGAUGGGUAGCUGUCUUAUUGAAUAAACAAAUCACAGCUUCAUAUUUUCAUAGGAAGAUUUUCCUGAUUUAUGUAAGAUUGUAUAAGAAUGGCUAGAAUUCAACUGUAAGUUGCAGCUAGUAUAUCAUUGUAAAUUGUCAUUGUUUAUGUUAAAUUGUAUAAAGUAUCUAUUUAUUGUAAUAAAAAGAAAAACAAA